Neoarthrinium moseri is the source of this 852-nucleotide messenger RNA. RefSeq lists its product as uncharacterized. NCBI's taxonomy places the organism in Eukaryota, Fungi, Ascomycota, Sordariomycetes, Amphisphaeriales, Apiosporaceae. The record is from RefSeq and is a predicted model, not a curated record. Bases 1 to 852 code for a protein of 283 amino acids. The transcript has 4 exons.
AUGGCACCACAAGCUCUGCUACCCGAGAGCAUCACUCUCGAUGAGUUUAACGAGAAAACUCUCGCAGAACUAGACGAGUUCCGAUAUGGCGAGGCUGUUGGCUCGUUCAGCUCUCAGAAACCGAAACGGACCAUGAACCACGAGGAUGUCAAAACCUUGGUUGAUUGGAAACUCCGUCAUGGAAAGUUUCGCCCAACGCUCAUGAAACUAGUUUCGUCAAACGAUGCCGACUCGGUACAGGAAACCGUCAGUGGCGCCAUCAAAUCAUACUGGGCAGACCCAAACCCCUCCAAAGCUCUGGAUGGCAUCUGUAAGCUCAAGGGCGUUGGUCCUGCAACAGCAUCUUUGCUUCUCUCGGUACACGAUCCUGAGAGGGUAAUUUUCUUCUCUGAUGAGGCAUUCUACUGGCUCUGCUGCAAGGGCCAGAAAUCUCCCAUCAAGUACAAUGCCAAGGAGUACCAAGAGCUGAACAAAGUUGCCCAAGCCGUAGUCAAGCGUCUGGGUGUCAGCGCAACCGAUGUCGAAAAGGUGGCUUAUGUGAUGAUGAAGCAAGGCGAUGGUCAUUCUCUAUCCUCCAAACGAGAGAAGGAUUUGCCCACAGAUGUGCAGCCGACUGAAGCCUCAAGGUUGGGAAAACCAUCCAAGAGGAAAGAGAAGCCGGAAAGACAAGACACCUCAGACUCAUCUCUGAGACGAUCAAAACACGUUGGCCUAUACUCUACUGUCAACCGACGAGGAGCCAGUGUUUGGAAGAUGAACAACAGCGUUUGGUGUAAGGCUGUCGUCAACAACUCAAAGUGCCAGAUGGAGGCCCAGUAUCCGGAUCCCGUCACAUUCUGCCGUCCCGAGUAG